AUGGCGUUCCAGUUCCCGAUGAUAUCAUCGUGCUUGACUGAUCGAUACUUUCCGGCUGGGUUUCUUACUCUGUUGGGCUUGCAAUGGGUCAUCUUCAAUAUUCAAGAGCCCGAAAGACGUGAUUUCAAGGGAGUGAGUUUCAAAGACUUGGCAAUGCAUAUCAAGACUAUGGCCGAUAUCGAUGACUGGAUUGUUGGUACGAGGCGAGCAGGAAAUCAUUUGCCGUUCUUCGUUGACAGUAUGGGCUCCAUGGUAUCCCUCCUCGGACGAAUAUUGGGAUCACUUGGCCAUUUACGUACGGGCACCUCCCAAAUUCAGGGACCCUUUAUCGAGUUUAUCAGAAAUCUUGAGCAGGAUGAAUGA
Rhinocladiella mackenziei CBS 650.93 is the source of this 363-nucleotide messenger RNA. RefSeq lists its product as uncharacterized. The transcript has 2 exons. NCBI's taxonomy places the organism in Eukaryota, Fungi, Ascomycota, Eurotiomycetes, Chaetothyriales, Herpotrichiellaceae. Bases 1 to 363 code for a protein of 120 amino acids. The record is from RefSeq and is a predicted model, not a curated record.